AUGUGGAAGCUGAAGGUUGCAGAAGGUCAUGGACCAUACUUGUUUAGUACCAACAAAUAUAUUGGUAGACAAAUUUGGGAGUUUGAACCUAAUGCAGGAUCACCAGAAGAGCGAGCAGCAGUUGAAGAAGCACGAGAAGAAUAUAAAAAGAAAUCCAAACAAGAUCGAGCUCGGGCUUUGCCUUGCUCUGAUCUUCUGAUGCGAAUGCAGCUUAAAAAGGAAAACAACAAUAUCGACCUAAGCAUACCACCGGUGAGAGUAGGGGAGAAAGAAGAAGUGACCUAUGAGGCGGCAACAAUUGCUUUGAGGAAAGCUAUUCGGUUAAAUCGCGCCAUACAAGCAAGAGAUGGGCAUUGGCCCGCUGAAAAUGCAGGACCGAUGUUUUUUACACCACCCCUAAUCAUUAUCCUAUAUAUAAGUGGAGCAAUUAAUACUAUCCUAACAUGGGAACACAAAAAGGAGUUGGUUCGCUAUCUCUAUCUUCAUCAAAAUGAUGAUGGCGGAUGGGGAUUUUACAUAGAGGGUCACAGCACCAUGAUUGGCUCAGCACUUAGCUACGUUGCUCUACGUUUGCUCGGAGAAGGGCCUGAUGGUGGACAAGAUGGGGCAAUGACAAAAGCCCAGAAAUGGAUACUUGAUAAUGGCGGUGCGACAGGGAUACCUUCUUGGGGGAAGACUUAUCUAUCGGUGUUGGGAGCGUAUGAAUGGGCCGGAUGCAACCCACUGCCCCCAGAAUUCUGGUUUUUCCCUUCAUUUUUGCCUUAUCAUCCAGCAAAAAUGUGGUGUUACUGUCGCACGACUUACAUGCCCAUGUCAUACCUGUACGGGAGGAAAUAUCAUGGGCCGAUCACCGAUCUUGUCAAGUCAUUAAGACUAGAAAUUCACCCAAAGCCAUAUGAGGAGAUAAACUGGAAUAAAGCGCGCCAUGACUGCUGCAAGGAGGAUCUCUACUAUCAUCAUACCUUCAUACAAGAUCUCCUUUGGGAUGGUCUUCAUUAUCUAAGUGAGCCGAUCAUGAACUAUUGGCCCUUCAACAAGAUAAGAGAGAGAGCCAUCCGAAAAACAGUCAAGUACAUGCGUUAUGGAGCAGAGAGUAGCAGAUACAUUACCAUAGGAUGUGUCGAAAAGAGUUUGCAAAUGAUGUGUUGGUGGGCGGAGAACCCUGAUGGCGAUGAGUUCAAGCAUCAUCUUGCCCGAAUUCCUGAUUAUUUGUGGCUUGCUGAAGAUGGAAUGAAAAUGCAGAGUUUUGGCAGCCAAUUAUGGGACACUACUUUCGCCACUCAGGCAAUUAUAGCAAGUAAUAUGGCUGACGAAUAUGGGGAUUCUCUUAAGAAGGCACAUGUUUACAUAAAAGAAUCACAGAUCCAAAAAAAUCCAGCUGGGGAUUUCGAGAGCAUGUAUCGUUGCCUUACUAAAGGAGCAUGGACUUUCUCUGAUCAAGAUCACGGUUGGGGAGUCUCGGACUGCACAGCUGAAUCACUGAAGUGUCUACUAACAUUUUCGCAAAUGCCUACCGAAAUUGUAGGGGAAAAAGCUGACAAUGAGAGUUUAUAUGAUGCAGUGAAUGUCCUUCUAUUCUUACAGAGUCCUAAAAGUGGUGGAUUUGCUGUUUGGGAGCCACCAGUUCCACUAACUGCUUUCCAGAUGUUCAAUCCUUCAGAAGUUUUUGCUGACAUUAUGGUCGAGAUGGAACAUGUGGACUGCACUGCAUCUAUAAUCUAUGCUCUAUUGUUCUUCAAACGUUUACAUCCAACGCAUCGAGAGAAAGAAAUCGAAAUUUCAGUGGCAAAAGCAAUAGGUUUCCUUGAGCGGAGACAGUUUCCCAAUGGUUCUUGGUAUGGCUAUUGGGGAAUUUGUUUCAUCUAUGGAACAUUUUUUGUGCUGCAAGGGUUAGUUUCAGCUGGAAAGACUUAUAGCAAUAGCCAAGCAGUUCGUAGAGGCAUUGAAUUUUUGCUUUCAAUACAAAAUGAAGAGGGAGGUUGGGGAGAGAGCUUGGAAUCAUGCCCUUCUAUGAAAUAUCAACCACUAGAAGGAAACAGAACAAAUCUAGUACAAACAUCAUGGGCUAUGUUGGGUCUUAUUUAUGGUGGACAGGCUGAGAGAGAUCCAACACCUUUACAUAGAGCAGCAAAGCUAUUGAUCAAUGCACAGAUGGAAGAUGGUGAUUUUCCACAACAGGAAAUCACUGGAGUCGUCAUGAAGAAUUGUAUGCUACAUUAUGGACAAUACAGGAACAUUUUCCCAAUGUGGGCACUUGGAGAGUACUGCAAGCGUGUUAAAUUCCAGAUGGGAAAAAAGUAAAAUAAAAAAAAAAUAAGGAUUAGUCUCUAUGCAUUAAUUUGUUGCCUUAGUUUCUAUCGUGAUCCUAAGUUUGUUCAAGACAUUUGACUAGCACAGCUUCCCUACUCUUUGUUUUGUCAAGUAAUAGACUAUGAAGUUGCUUUUGUACCCGCGCUUUAAUUUGAUAAUUUGAAGCUAAGCUUCUAUCCAAA
Messenger RNA from Camellia sinensis, 2492 nucleotides. Lineage: Eukaryota; Viridiplantae; Streptophyta; Magnoliopsida; Ericales; Theaceae. The record is from RefSeq and is a predicted model, not a curated record.